AAACAGGGUCUCAGCUUCUCUCUCAUUCUCUCUUCAUAGAAAAGCAGGGUCCUCUUUGGUUUGCCCUCUCUGAAGCGUUUGUUCAUUCAUGCUACCUCAAUAGCAUCAAAAUAAUGGAGAACUUCUUUGUCGUGGACAAGCCGGACGUGGCAUUUGGAGGAAACAGUGUGACGGGUUUCACCAUUUUUGACUUUGCUAAAACAGUUGGAGAAUAUGGGAAGAGAACUAUUCGAAUUUUGGACCAGAGAGAAUUCUCCUGUUGCCCAAAAAUUAAUCCUGUCAAAUGCCCCUCCUUUUUGUCCAUUCAACUCAGAAUCAGAUUCUGAUGAGUCUAGGAGGUCAAAUGGGCUGAUUAAAAAGGGGCCAAAGUGAUAUAUGAAUGUUCUGCACAGACCCAUGUGUGUUAACUUCUGUUUAUGAAACCUGGGGUAGUGUGGUUUUUGAUGGGUGCCAUUUGAGCACAAAUGGGUUUUGCUUUCUCUCACUGAACAGAGCCACUGCCAUCAAUUACAUAAUAGUUGUUCUGCAUAACAUAAAGGACUUCACCAAGCUGUUAGGUUCUAAGUCCCUGAUGGCCAAGAUUAACAUACUCAAGGAUGUCAGUGGUGUCAUCAAGCCUGGCAGGAUGACUCUACUACUUGGUCCUCCAGGAUGUGGAAAAACCACCCUGAUGUUGGCUCUAUCAGGGAAACUAAACCAAUCUCUCAAGGUUACUGGAGAGAUCUCUUAUAAUGGUCACAGACUGGACGAGUUUGUUCCCCAAAAAACAGCAGCUUAUAUAAGCCAACAUGAUCUGCACAUAGCUGAGAUGACUGUGAGGGAAACAAUUGACUUUUCUGCAUGUUGUCAGGGUGUUGGAAGUCGAACAGAGAUUAUGAUGGAGGUUAGUAGAGGGGAGAAGCAAGCUGGAAUCCUCCCAGACCCAGAUGUUGAUACUUAUAUGAAGGCGACUUCUAUUGAAGGCACCGGAAAAACUAUUCAAACAGACUAUAUCUUAAAGAUUCUCGGACUUGAUAUUUGUGCUGAUUCAAUGGUUGGAGAUGCCAUGAGAAGAGGUGUUUCAGGUGGCCAAAAGAAGAGAGUGACUACAGGGGAAAUGAUUGUGGGUCCAACAAAUGCUCUCUUUAUGGAUGAGAUAUCAACUGGCCUGGACAGUUCUACAACCUUUCAGAUUGUUUCUUGCCUUCAGCACUUGGUGCAUCUAACAGAUGCUACGGCAUUGAUAUCACUUCUUCAGCCUGCACCAGAGACCUAUAAUCUAUUUGAUGACGUUAUCUUGAUGGCAGAAGGAAAGAUUGUGUACAAUGGUCCACGUAAUUAUAUUCUUGAAUUCUUUGAAUAUUGUGGAUUUAGAUGUCCAGAAAGAAAGGGAGCAGCUGAUUUCCUUCAAGAGGUUGUCUCCAAAAAGGAUCAAGCACAAUACUGGUUCCUUAAGAACAAAGCUUACAGCUAUGUUUCCGUUGAUGAAUUUUGUGAGAAUUUUAAAGCAUUUCACAUUGGAAAAACGCUGGAUGAGGAGCUUUCAGUUCCAUAUGACAAAUCUCGGAGCCAUAAAAAUGCUUUAUCAUUUAAUUUGUACUCUUUAAGCAAAUGGGAGCUCUUCAAAGCCUGCAUGAGCAAGGAAUAUCUUCUCAUGAGGCGGAAUUCUUUUGUAUACGUCUUCAAAUCAAUUCAGCUUUUCGUCAUUGCAUCCAUCACAAUGACUGUUUUUCUAAGGACUCGUAUGGGUGUUGAUUCGAUCCAUGCGAACUAUUAUUUGGGUUCACUAUUUUAUGGGCUUAUCAUGAUACUUGUUGAUGGAUUCCCAGAAAUAUCUAUGACAGUUUCAAGGCUUGCUGUAUUUUACAAACAGAGAGACAGCUACUUUUACCCAGCUUGGGCUUAUGCUAUUCCAUCGGCUAUUGUAAAGAUUCCGCUUUCAGUUAUGCAGUCCUUAGUUUGGACUGCUCUUACUUAUUAUGUGAUUGGGUAUAGUCCUGAGUUUGGAAGGUUUCUCCGCCAGUUCAUUCUACUUUUUGCUAUGCAUCUAAUGGCAAUAUCCAUGUUCCGAUUUGUUGCAUCAGUUUCCCGUACUAUUGUUGCUUCUAUGACAGCAGGUGGCUUGACUAUGAUGUUCCUCUUUCUAUUUGGUGGUUUCAUUCUUCCACAUCCCUACAUGCCUACUUGGAUCCAGUGGGGUUUUUGGAUUUCUCCAUUGACAUAUGGUGAGAUAGGCAUAACUCUAAAUGAAUUUCUUGCUCCUCGGUGGCAAACGAUGUCCACAAACACUACUUUAGGGCAACAAGUACUUCAAAGCCGUGGGCUGGACUUCAGAAGCUACUUUUAUUGGAUAUCACUUGCUGCCUUGUUUGGCUUUGCAUUACUUUUCAAUGUUGGAUAUGCGCUGGCUUUAACCUUUUUAAAGCCUCCUGGGAUAUCUCGUGCUAUUAUUUCAUAUGAAAAGCUUGUUCAAAUAAGAGGAACAGAAGACUCCAACAAAGGUGCUGUAGAGGAGGAAUUGACUAAUGGUCAUCCUGAAAAUGUUGCAGAGGCUAAAAGAGAAAGGAUGGCCUUGCCUUUUGAGCCCCUAACGAUGACCUUCCAGAAUCUUCAUUAUUACAUUGACACUCCUGCGGCAAUGAGAGAACGGGGCUUCACACAGAAAAAGCUACAACUUCUUCAUGAUAUUACAGGUGCAUUUAGGCCUGGUGUUCUUACUGCAUUAAUGGGUGUCAGUGGAGCUGGGAAGACUACUCUUAUGGAUGUUCUUUCUGGAAGAAAAACAGGCGGUACUAUUGAGGGAGAAAUUAAGAUUGGUGGAUACCCCAAGGUUCAGGAGACAUUUGCUAGGAUAUCAGGUUACUGUGAGCAAAAUGACAUACAUUCUCCACAGAUCACUGUGGAGGAGUCAGUGAUAUACUCUGCUUGGCUGCGACUGUUGCCUCAGAUUGAUUCAAAAACAAAAGCUGAUUUCAUAAAUGAAGUCAUUGAGACUAUUGAGCUUGAUGGAAUUAAAGAUACUUUGGUAGGCGUGCCUGGUGUUAGUGGUUUAUCAACUGAGCAGCGUAAACGUCUCACAAUAGCUGUGGAGCUUGUUUCCAAUCCUUCGAUUAUCUUCAUGGAUGAACCCACCUCAGGAUUGGAUGCAAGAGCAGCUGCAAUUGUCAUGCGGGCAGUGAAGAACGUGGUUGGUACGGGACGGACAGUUGUUUGCACUAUCCACCAGCCAAGCAUCGAUAUAUUUGAGUCAUUUGAUGAGUUGGUUCUAAUGAAAUCUGGAGGACGCUUAAUCUAUGCUGGACCAUUGGGUCAACAUUCAAGUAGGGUUAUUAAGUAUUUUGAGGAAAUACCUGGGGUGCCAAGGAUUAAAGACAACUACAAUCCAGCAACAUGGAUGUUAGACGUUACGUCUACAUCUGCAGAAGGAGAACGUGGUGUUGAUUUUGCCGAAAUCUACAGAAGCUCUAGUUUAUUUAAGGACAACGUAGUGCUUGUUAAACAAUUGAGUACUCCACCACCUGGUUCAAAGGAUUUGUAUUUCUCUACCCGUUUUCCACAAAAUGGUUGGGGGCAGUUCAAAUCAUGCUUGUGGAAACAAUCUUUGUCCUACUGGAGAAGUCCUGCUUACAAUUUAAGACGUUUCCUGUACACAUCCAUUGCAUCUGUGCUAUUUGGGAUUUUGUUCUGGAAGCAAGGGGAGAGGAUAAAUACCCAGCAAGACUUGCUCAAUGUACUUGGUGCAAUGUAUGUUGCGGUGCAACUCUUAGGUGUAAAUCUCACCUCGGCAGUCUUACCAUUUGUUGCAACAGAGCGCACUGUCUUCUAUAGGGAAAGAGCUGCAGGAAUGUACUCUCCGUGGGCUUAUUCAUUUGCACAGGUGAUUAUUGAGAUUCCAUAUUUGUUCACUCAAACUUUUAUAUACGUCAUUAUCACAUACCCCAUGUUUGGGUACUAUCUGUCACCAUAUAAGAUAUUUUGGUACUUCUACGCUAUGUUCUGUAUGCUAGCCUACUUCAAUUACCUUGGAAUGCUUCUUUUAUCAUUGACACCAAGUGUUCAUGUUGCUGCAACGUUGUCCUCUGCCUUCUUCACAACGUUGAAUCUAUUUUCUGGCUUCCUAAUACCCAAACCGCAAAUUCCUGUGUGGUGGAUUUGGUUUUAUUAUCUAUGCCCAACAUCAUGGACAUUAAACGGUCUCCUCACUUCACAAUAUGGAGAUGUAAACACAAAGAUAUUGGUAUUUGGUGAACCCCAAACUGUAUCUUCCUUCUUGAAUGAAUACUUAGGGUAUAGUUAUAACCGGUUGGAUCUCGUAGGUGUUGUUGUAAUUGCAUUUCCAAUCACCGUUGCAUGCGUCUUUGCUUAUUGUAUAGGAAAACUGAACUUCCAAAAGAGAUAAUUGUUGUAAAGUCUUACCUAGGAUUGCACAUAGAUUGGAUCAGUAAAUUUUUUCAGUUUGCCUGGUCUAUUGUAAUUUAAAUUUUGGCCUGAGCUAAUUCAUGUACACUUCACAUUUGUUAGCCAAUUCCAAAGUGUUGUACCUUCUAAAGAAAUUUUGAAUAAAUUUUGUUGUAUC
Macadamia integrifolia is the source of this 4555-nucleotide messenger RNA. RefSeq names its product pleiotropic drug resistance protein 3-like. The transcript has 24 exons. Gene Ontology annotation, molecular function: ATP hydrolysis activity; ATP binding; ABC-type transporter activity. Bases 380 to 4378 code for a protein of 1332 amino acids. Lineage: Eukaryota; Viridiplantae; Streptophyta; Magnoliopsida; Proteales; Proteaceae. Gene Ontology annotation, cellular component: membrane. The record is from RefSeq and is a predicted model, not a curated record.